Molecule: messenger RNA, 1678 nt
Organism: Acromyrmex echinatior (Panamanian leafcutter ant)
Lineage: Eukaryota; Metazoa; Arthropoda; Insecta; Hymenoptera; Formicidae
Molecular function (GO): nucleic acid binding
Source: RefSeq, a predicted model, not a curated record
CGUACUGUACGAGGCAAUUCCCAUCUGAAUCGUCACUGUUCCAGUGCCGAGUCAAGAGAGGUGUACGUGGCAAUUACGUAUAUUAAUAUAUGUACAACGUAGUAAACCACGUGUUACGUAUAUUAUACAAAAUUUUGUACGAUUGUGAAGAUGGCAAAUUUUGCUAAGCAAGAACUGUUGAAGUACGGUUGGGAGGAAGGCAAAGGACUUGGUAAAAAUGAAAAUGGCAUAACGGAACCCAUAAAACUCGCGACAAAUCAGAAUAAGGCAGGUAUAGGAUACGACGAAUACAAACCUUGGUGGGACAGAUUGUAUGAUGACACCAUCAAAAACAUUAAAGUUGAGUUGAAUGAUAAAGAGUUUUCUUUAAUGAAAAAUCUUAAUAAAACCGCCGCUACUUCCAAAACUAACUGCCAUAAUUUCUGUGAAAACUUUAAGGGUCCGCGCAUUUUUGAUUAUAAAAUGAACAUGUUCAGAACAUGUUCAGAUUCAGAGAACUUAUUUAAGAAAAUACAUACAAAUAUGUUCAAUCAGAAGGUUGGAUUACAUCAUAACAAAGCUAUGCUUGAACCAACGGAACACAAUUUUUCAAAUGGAAAAUCGAAAAGAAUUGCACAGCAGGAUGCAUUAUAUUUAAAUACUGACCCUCUGUUAAGUGAUGCUAUGAUCGAUCAAAAAAAUGACAUAGCCGACAGAAAUGCAAAAUCAGACAUCGAGGAAAAUAAGUAUGGAAGAGUAAGCAUGAUGCAAUAUUUUGGAAAAACAAAAGAUUUUGUUUUAUCCAAAACUGCAAAGAAGAAAAAUAGAAAAAAAUUACAUAAAUUAAUCGAGCAACUAAGCACUUGUAGUUUAGAAGAGAACAAUAACCAAAAACAGAACUUUUUGGAUAUGAAGCUCAAAAAGUUAGAAUCUCAAAAGAUGAAGAAAGAUAAACAUAUGGAAAAAAAAAAGAAUUUAAAAAAAAUACUGUCCUUAUAUAAUUCAAUGAAAUCUGAUGCUUCUAGUAGUACAAGUCAAGCAAAAAUAACAGAAGACUUAUUAUUUCAACAUACUAAUCUCAAGAAGCUAAUACAAGACGAAUUAUUUAGUAUGGUUAAAAGAAAAUCAAUAGAUCAGACAUCUGAUGAUAUUUUAUUAGAGGUGAAAUUAGAUGAUAUUUUAUUUGAAUCAGAAAGAUGUGAAAAGGAAAAAGAUAGCACUGAGCAUAAAGUAGACCAAAGUCUGAAAAUGGAAAACGUGGUAGACAAUAAGGCAGACGAAUCAUUUAAAAAAGAUUGGGUAAUAAUUGAUGUUGCAACAAAGACUGACAAGGAAAGAGAGAAUUUUGAUUGCAAGGCAAUACUUCCGAACAAGACAACAGAUAGAAUAUGCAAGCACGACAUCUCAAAAAUAGCUAAAUAUAACAAUCCGGAAGGAAAAAUAAAUCAUGACUUCUACUUCCUAAAUUUAAACAAAAUACAAAAAAAGAAAAAUCUGCGCCCCCCUUCGAAAGGAAUUAGGAAAAUUGUCGAAAAACUGAAAGAUGAAGCUUUGGCAAAUGAAUUAAAUUCUGCAAUAAAAAAUUUAACAAUAUUUGAUGUUGAAAAAUUACCGUUCAAAAUAAAUGCAAAUACCAUUGAAAAGAAACUCGUAGUACCCACUCAAACUCAUCGUAUGCCUGUUUAAAAAAAAAGAAAAA